AGCUGUUUAUCCCUGUUGUCUGUUCUUUUCUUCUAAAAUCACCAAAUUUCAAAAUACAAUAAUAAUAUUAUCGUUUAUUUUUAUUUUGGAUAAUAAUUUGAAAUUUUUAUAUUUUGUCUGGAAAGUGAAAAAAGCAUGGAAAUUCGGAGUGUAAAAUCUAUUUAUUACAAUAUUAACAAAAUUGUUCAAUAAUUCCGUACAUGGAGUUUCAAAGUUUUAUUGAGGUUAACCUCAAGAUUUACAUUUUUUAUUUUGAUGCUGUUAAAAAUUCAUCUUGAAAGAUGAUCUUUAAUUAUACUUGUUGUUGGCGAAAUUUGCUGAUGACUGCACCAAUAAAAUUGUAUUUGAAUCAGAGAGCAUGUCGAAUGAAUGGAAUGAAGCUCUCAAUGAUUUACAGCAACUACUCAACAGACAAUGAAGAUGCAGUGCAGUACUUGGUGCAGUUGUCAGGUUGCACAAAGAAAAAAGCUGAAUCUCUUUGCAAAAAUCGAAGUUUAAAUAUAGAAGACAUUAAAAGCUCAUAUGAAUUUCUAAAUAAAGUAGGAGAAAUACAGAAUCUAUCAAAAUAUUUGAGAGUAUUGAUAACUCAUCCAAUGACUUUGGAAAAUCAUUACAUGAUUCUAGAAGAAAUUGGCAUUCGAAAAAGCAGAUUGAAUCUUAAAUCUAUUAAAAGGUUCUAUCCGAUACUAAAUUCAAGUCAAUCUAGAUUGAAGGAACUUGGCUAUCUUGAUGAAGAUGCUAAUGUGAUGCAGAACUGUUUGUCUCAUGCAGAGUUACCAGACAAUGUGGAAAUGAAUAUUCUUCAAGACAAAACCGGAGAAAAAUUGCAAUCAAAAGAUGUUAUGGUUGCUAUUAUCCAUAGAUGUGUUAUGUCCCUCCUACUCAGAAAUAAAUUGCAAAACUCAUCGACUAACGAUUUUUCUGUACAUAAAAGGUUGAAUUUCAAAAGUUUGAGAUAUAUUUCUUCUUCAUACGAUAUUUUGACGAGAAGAUUUGGAAUUCCAGUACAAAAAGUUCUUAAUGAUACAGCGCUAUUGUGUGCCUCACCUAGUAACAUGGAAGCAAUUAUUGAUGGUAUUCCUACACUGGGAGGAAUCGAAACAAAAGAAAUCGUCAAGAUUUUCCCUAAAAUCGUAUUCAACGAUUACUCAUCAUUGAUCAGAAUCAAUGAAUGUCUUGAAAAGUACAAUAUAUCGCCAGAAACAGUGCUCGAGACACCGAUGGUAUUCACACUGCGCCCUGAAAAUGUCGAGGAGAGGUUGCUCACAUUCAAAACUAAUCCGGAUCUCAACAUGUGGUCUUUUCAUCCACAAAUGUUGCGCACGGUUCUUUACCAGAGAAAAGUUCUCAAACGUGUCGACAAAUUGAAAGAAAGUAAUCUGAAGUGCUCUUCACUAUUCUUGCUACAGUGCAAUGAAUCCAAUUUCAACAAGAGAAAGGAAGGACUGGACAAGACGAGCGGAGCUGAUGUAGUUUGGCUGCUGAGGAAACGCCUUGAUGAAGUCUCGGUCGACGCAGACGCGAUUAGAAGCAAACUAAAAAGGCAUCCUCAUUGGCUUUAUGUGCCAUUAACCAACAUUAAAGCAACACUCGACUUUCUCCUUGAAAGAAAAUUCACCAAGCAAGAAAUAUAUAAAAGUCUUCUGAUUUUGCUUUACCCACGGAACAUUGUUGAGCAAGAACUUGACAAAUUAUCGUCUCAGGAUGGCAUCGAGUGCUGUAAGCAAGGAAACGAACUGAGACAGGAAACCAUUCUCCCUCUCACUUUGUACUUUAUCGAACUUCGACACCAUUUCAGCCCUGAAGCAAUAUGGUCUUACGGAAAGUCGGUAGAUUACGAAAAACAAACAGAAGCCACCAAUGAUAACAGAUAUCAAUACAUCAUGACAAAUACAUGAGUGUCAUUACAUCAAUUACACGUGAUUGACUAUGGAGUAACAACAAAAACUGGUAUCUUUUUAUUUUUAGGAUUUUGUGGCGUGAUAACUUUCAUUUAACCCGUGCUCAGCAAGAUUUAACUUCUAGGUGUGAGAAAAUAUUUCAAGUUUCAAUUCUAGUUGAACUUUGGUAUUAUUUCGGAAUCUCUUGAAGGUAUAACGUUCUGUAAAUUGUAAAUACAGUAGAAGAUCUAAACAUGUAUUUAUGUAUCUAGUUGUAAAUAAUACUAGGUAAUCAAAAACUUUCUAUUAUUUUCUAAAGCAUAACUUAUUUAUAUUCAUUGUAAGGACCUUCACACACAUAUCGAUUUUUGUUCGUACGAUAUUUUGCCGUCCUUAUAAAUUCUAUUAGAUUAAACAGAUGAUUUCAAACAGAUGACGUUUGUCAAGUUCCGUCUAAUCUAAUAGAAUUCAUAAUGACGGCAAAAUAUCGUACGAACAAAAAUCGAUGAGUGUGUGCGGGGCAUUAGAUUAGCAGUAUAUCUUCCAGUAUGCAUUCUACAUUAACAUCAUUUAAUAGGUAUUGAAGAAUUUAUAUUUUCAUACAGUAUUUUUUUCUUCCUUUGGCUGUAUUCUCACUUUCUACUUAAUUUAUUAUUGAUAUGAUCGCAGUAUUGCAGUAUUCAAUUGCUAUGAAAAGAUUUGUUACUAGCACAAGUCUCAGUUAAACAAAAAUAUACAGUGGCAUCUCAAAAUAGUAGGUACAUCUCAAGGGAUCGUUAAAAAAAAUGUAGGUACCCUAUUACGAGGUCUGUACUAAUUCGGGGUGUGUACUGAAUUAAGGCUAAAAAUAAACUUUCUACUGAUGAUAUUUUUCAAAGUUUUUCGACUUGUAUAUCAUCAAGCUAUCAACAUGAAAAAGUUUUCU
Molecule: messenger RNA, 2805 nt
Organism: Nilaparvata lugens (brown planthopper)
Lineage: Eukaryota; Metazoa; Arthropoda; Insecta; Hemiptera; Delphacidae
Gene: mTerf5
Product: transcription termination factor 5, mitochondrial
Exons: 10
Coding region: 282-1898 (538 amino acids)
Biological process (GO): regulation of DNA-templated transcription; termination of mitochondrial transcription
Cellular component (GO): mitochondrial matrix
Molecular function (GO): double-stranded DNA binding
Source: RefSeq, a predicted model, not a curated record